Messenger RNA from Topomyia yanbarensis, 1195 nucleotides. RefSeq names its product max-like protein X (gene bigmax). NCBI's taxonomy places the organism in Eukaryota, Metazoa, Arthropoda, Insecta, Diptera, Culicidae. Gene Ontology annotation, cellular component: nucleus. The record is from RefSeq and is a predicted model, not a curated record. Gene Ontology annotation, molecular function: protein dimerization activity; RNA polymerase II cis-regulatory region sequence-specific DNA binding; DNA-binding transcription factor activity, RNA polymerase II-specific. Gene Ontology annotation, biological process: regulation of transcription by RNA polymerase II. The transcript is spliced from 3 exons. Bases 351 to 1115 code for a protein of 254 amino acids.
GACCGAAAACUUAUCAAAGUUUGUUUUGCCAAAAAAAAACAACUCGCACCAAUUUCGUCAGACAAAAUAUUUUGAGAGAAUCAGGAAACCCAACACAAACUCUGGAUGUGUUCGGAUUCUGUUAUCGCCAACGGGUCGUUAUCAGCUUCUGCAAAUACUGCUUAACCCGCAUGUGGAGAAGAAGGAACAGAGACAAGGUGAUAGCGGGUAAUAAUUAGUGCGCCUCUGUGAUUGCCUUUUGGGUGCUGUUAAUCAAAUGGUCGUCGUCGAAAGAUAAAGCAUCCAGCUGGGAGAAGAAGAAGAGUGGUGUACCAUAUAGAAGUGGGUGCGGUGCAGAAUCUCUUACGACGAUGUCUGAAAGUAUAAAGCAUGAGCUUGAUAUGAAAAUGGAGCCGUCCAGUCCGCCGGAAAAGGAUCGUAGCCUGUACUCUCGGUGUUCCAGUGCGGGAAGCGUUCACACACCGACAUCGUCCGCCCAUAAUACUGAUGACCUUGACUUUUCUCUAACAGAGGAUGAGGAGGACUCGGGAGAUAACAAAAGUAACAGCACACUUAGCUACAAAGAGCGCCGUCGGGAGGCACAUACUCAGGCCGAGCAGAAACGACGGGAUGCAAUCAAGAAGGGGUACGAUUCGUUGCAGGAAUUGGUCCCAACCUGUCAGCAGACGGAUGCAUCCGGUUACAAACUGAGCAAAGCUUCUGUCCUACAGAAAUCCAUCGAUUACAUCGGAUAUCUUCACCAGCACAAGAAGAAGCAAGAGGACGAAAGGACCUCGCUGCAGAAGGAAGUGAUGGCGCUGCGAAUCAUUCAGAAAAAUUACGAACAUAUGCUACAAAACCAGCAGCAAUCGCCCGGGAGAACGGAGGCGCGACUUAGUGACGAUGUGAAGUUUCAGGUGUUUAAGGCCAUCAUGGAUGAGAUGUUCGCUACGUUCGAUCAGCUGCCGAUGAAUGACUUUUCGGAGUUAACCUCCGGGGUAAUACCUUGGCUGGAGGAGCACUGUAAGCCGCACCUGCUGCGAGAUGCCGUCAAUCGUACGCUGGGACACAUUACGGCUAGUUAUGUGCAAGCGCAGCAAGCUGGCAGUAAGGGUGGUGGCGUUAAGAUGGAGUGACGGGGUAAGUUUUAGGUUUUUUUUUAUUGCGUUAUAAAUUAAACGGGAUGUCAGAGAGAUAUAUGAUACUAUGAAACAUG